AAGACGGUAAGACCCUCUCUCUCUCCCUCCUCUCUUUCUGGAAUAUUUGUCUCUGCCUCUUGACUCUUGCCCAUUUCCUGCGGGAAUCUCUCUUUACAGAAUCUACACUCUACAAAUUUCCCACAUCAUAAAACCCAGAUUAGAGAGUGAGAGAGAGAGAGAGAGAGAGCAAGAGAGAGCGACAGAUUGGUAGAUUUUCUCUCUCUACUUGGAGAUAAAACAGAGCCAAUUGAACAAGAAAUGGUGAUAGCGGGAGCUUGCCAUUACGUUGAGUAGUUAAAGAGUGAAGCUUUGGGCCUUGGUCUGUUGUUUUUUCGCUGAAAUCGAUGAUUUAUCUUUUGGAAAUGGUAAUCUGUUUCUUGGUUUUGUAGUAGAGGUACUACCGAGGGGUAUUCGAUCAGUCAGAGAGGUUCUCUCAAGAGUAAUAAAGAAUUGGAGCGAAGCCUUAAUAAUAAUAAAAUGAUGUCGACGGGAAUCAACUUGGUGAUGACGGUGAUAGGGUUUACGGUGAGUACGAUGUUCAUCGUCUUCGUGUGCACCAGGCUCAUUUGGGCUCGCAUUCUAGUCAGUGCUUCCAGACGCUCCUUAUCGGUUUCUCCUAGAUCUGAUCUUGCUUUAUUGGAACGGGGUUUACAUGGCCUUGAGCCUCUUGUCAUAGCCAACUUUCCUAUGCAGAAGUACAAUGAUACAUAUUUUUAUUCUUCAGAAGAUGCUCAAUGCACGGUUUGCCUUGCUGAAUAUCACAAGGAAGACAUACUGCGUGUCCUUCCUUACUGCGGCCACUCCUUCCACGCGACAUGCAUAGACAAAUGGCUGCAGCAGCACUCAACAUGCCCCGUGUGUAGAAUUUCACUUCGCGAGUUACCUGAGAAGAAGCAAAUGCAACCAAUGUUCAGCUCAGCUGUCCGAUUCCAAUAUGACACUGUAUCCCUCGGCGCAAAUUCGUGUCACUGUUUGUCGACUGGCCAGAGGGUUGGACCCAUCCAGGAGAGAGGAGGGGUAGCGGCUGGAGAGACCGUCUCCAUCUUGAUUGAGGGUAGCCGAACCGUAAAAGAUUCGGGAAACAAACAUGUGGAGAGCCCAUCUGAUACUUAAAAUCAUAACGGUUCCAGUUCCUGGAAUCCGUGCUUCAAGAUAUGGAAUUGGGAAAUGGGUGAAUCUGAAAAGUUGGAACUGAUUUUGUACCAGAAGUUGAUUCUUUUUUCCUUGUGGCCUGCUGUACAUAUUAACAUACCGAUUUAUUUUCCUCCUUUUCCCCUCUUCUUCUUCUUCUUCUUCUUUCACAUUUUCCCUCCCUAUCACUCUUUUCCUAUUUUAGAGAGCUGGUUUUUAAGCAGUUUUGCUAGUUCAAUUGUAAAACCUGGGCAGCUGUUUUUGUUCUUCA
This is a messenger RNA of Rhododendron vialii, 1384 nucleotides long. Its product is annotated as RING-H2 finger protein ATL8-like. The coding region runs from base 460 to 1095 and encodes 211 amino acids. NCBI's taxonomy places the organism in Eukaryota, Viridiplantae, Streptophyta, Magnoliopsida, Ericales, Ericaceae. The record is from RefSeq and is a predicted model, not a curated record. The transcript is spliced from 4 exons.